AUGCCGAUCAAGCAUAUGCCAAUCCAGCCUAAUCUGGCGCCAUUGUGCGCGGGCGGGCCCAACAAUGUGACGAUUGCACCGAACUUGAAAAAUGGAUCGCGAGAUGGUAAACGAAGGACGAGCAGUGGGAUCGUGAUACGGACCUCGAAACAAUGGGUAUUACCACCGCGACCAAAACCGGGACGUAAACCUACUGCUACGACGCCGGUGCGUGGUACUGGAGGGGUCGCGUCUAGUGGGAGCGGGAAUGUCGUUACGAACGGCAAUGGGUUGGCCAGUGGGACAAGUGCCAAUUUGACAACAUCUCACUCGUCUCAGGGCUCCCAAGGUGCUGCUAGCGCCUGUGCAAGCAAGUCCACAACACCGGGGGUCGUAACCCCUGGAGUUACUACGACUUCUCCCGUUAUCGUCUCCACGUCACCAGCGACGAAAAGGGACCUUGAACCCCAGGAGUUGCACAAAGUUGACGAUAAGAUGCAGGGAGUUGUCCCUGCCGCGAUGACGGUAACGCCUACUGUGUCCGCUGUGUCUGCUGUACUGGGAACAACUGUAGCCGACGUCAAAGCGAAGAAAGCUGCCAAGAAACCGUCCAAAACAGUACUGAAAAAAGAGAUUCAACAACUCAAACUGGAAAACUACAAACUCAAACAGGAUCUUAGUCAGUUAGUUGGCACGUUGCAAGAGCUGAAACAGAAAUGGACUCUCAAAUCUGCGGCAAGUGUCUCAGAAACGCCUGCUGAUAUCAAAAUGCAACCCACGGCGCAACUUCCAUCUCCUGAAACCAAGAAAAGAUCCUUUUUGGACUCAUCAGACUCAUGUUAUUCGACAGACGCAUUUCUGAAAUUCGAAGACGAAGACGACGACGAUUGUCGUCAUAGUGGUGUCAUUUCAACGGUCAGUAUGCGACAAGCACAUUCCUUCUCAUCUGUUUACAGUACGAGAACUACGCUUACCGACGACGAGGAUACGGGGUUCUCAUCAUCGACUCCCAGUUCGUUGUUUUCUGCCGGAUUACAGCGGUCACUCACCAACAACAGUUUUGCCGGCUCUACAUCACACCAUGCGGGUCACAGCAGUGGCAUUAGCCCGAUGGGUACAACGUGUUUGAAACCUUACAGUUCUGCCGCGGACGCCAUGAAAUUUCUGGACGAUUACGAAUUUAAUGAGUUUUACGGCAAACAUAAGCAGACUCUUGAAAAUGACACUGUGGAUAACGUCAGUGGAGACACUCACAGCGAAACACCACCACAUUUGGAAAAACCCGCAAAUGUGGCACCCACGUUAUCUGCGUCUGCCGUUUUGAACGGAACGUUACUACAUCAUCCGGCAGACUUGCAUUUGGAUGUCAUCAAAGAAGAAGAUUUUGGAUUCAAUUUCGAAAGGAAUUUUAACGAAGACGAUCUCAGUAUACUAAACUUCCUAGAGUCUCACGUUGGUGGAGUAAACCAAGCUGUGAGAGAUCAGUCCGAAAAAAAAAGUGAAGUCACCGCCGUGACAGACAACCAACCUUCUUGGUUCGUAAAACAAGAAGAUGCGUCUCCUACUGCCAUUUUCGAGGGACUCAAAUCCGAUAGUGAAAACACGAAAACAGAACUCUACAUGCCACCUUCACUUGAAGAACUCAUGGACGAACAAGACCUAGAUCGUUCUGAAAAAUUCUUCGACUCUGGACUUCGCAACGAAACCGAUUUGAACGUUCUUGAGAUAGGAAGCUUUGAGGCCAACUAA
Lachancea mirantina is the source of this 1728-nucleotide messenger RNA. The record is from the annotation of a GenBank genome assembly. NCBI's taxonomy places the organism in Eukaryota, Fungi, Ascomycota, Saccharomycetes, Saccharomycetales, Saccharomycetaceae.